AUGCAGUUGCAUAUCGGUACUUCGUCAAUGGGCCAUAAGAGCAUGGACUAUGAAUUGACGUUUUUGCUGCGUCGCCACGCGUUCGCAUGUAUAUGGGUUCGCUCUACUUGGGUGACAAAGCAAAACCGUUGGCUCCCAUUCGAGACUAUUAUCCUAUUCGUGAUUACGUUGGGUCGGGAACUGGCCACUUGGUUUAGUCGCCGCGGGGACUCCAAAGCGGUAAAUACGGAGGCGCAGAUCCUGCUUCGCAUCAUUUAUCGUCAGGAUUGCGAUUUAAAAAUGGUGCAGCAAGAUUUGACUUAG
This is a messenger RNA of Arctia plantaginis, 303 nucleotides long. NCBI's taxonomy places the organism in Eukaryota, Metazoa, Arthropoda, Insecta, Lepidoptera, Erebidae. The record is from the annotation of a GenBank genome assembly.